This is a messenger RNA of Erpetoichthys calabaricus (reedfish), 4350 nucleotides long. RefSeq names its product zinc finger E-box binding homeobox 1b (gene zeb1b). NCBI's taxonomy places the organism in Eukaryota, Metazoa, Chordata, Cladistia, Polypteriformes, Polypteridae. Gene Ontology annotation, biological process: regulation of transcription by RNA polymerase II; anatomical structure development. The transcript is spliced from 9 exons. Bases 64 to 3417 code for a protein of 1117 amino acids. Gene Ontology annotation, molecular function: RNA polymerase II cis-regulatory region sequence-specific DNA binding; DNA-binding transcription factor activity, RNA polymerase II-specific. The record is from RefSeq and is a predicted model, not a curated record.
GGGGAGGUGGGGGGAGAGGGAGGAGGUGACUUUCCAGCAGCAUUUAGACACAGCGAAAGGAUCAUGGCGGAUGGCCCCAGGUGUAAGCGCAGAAAACAGGCGAAUCCGAGGAGGAAUAACGUUACAAAUUACAACAAUGUGGUGGAAACAAACUCCGACUCGGACGACGAAGACAAGUUGCACAUAGUUGAAGAUGAAAGCCUGACAGACCCUGCAGACUGUGAUAAUAAUUUGCCAGAUGACGAUUUGCCAAGCAACCACGCAGUAUUACCGGAAAAUGGAAGGCGAGGAGAUGAAGAAGGUUGGGAUGAAGAUGUUAAAGAAGAUGACUCCCUGGGGCCUGAUGCUCAUACAGGGGACAUUCAAUUUAAAGUAAAAGACGAGUGUGGCUCAGAAGCUGAAGAUGAACAAAACAAUGACCCAAGUGUAGAAGAAAUCCUACAGCAGGGAGAUACUGCAGUUAUUUACCCAGAAGCACCGGAGGAGGAGCAGAGACAGGGGACGCCUGAAGCCAGCAGUCAUGAUGAAAAUGGGACGCCUGAUGCAUUUUCUCAGCUUCUCACGUGUCCAUACUGUGACAGGGGAUACAAACGCUACACAUCACUAAAGGAACACAUCAAAUAUCGCCACGAGAAGAACGAAGAUAACUUCAGCUGUUCUUUGUGCAGUUACACUUUUGCCUACAGGACGCAGCUUGAUCGUCACAUGACCGCACACAAAUCUGGGCGAGAUCAGCGUCAUGUAGCACAGUCUGGUGGUAAUCGGAAGUUCAAAUGCACUGAAUGUGGAAAAGCGUUUAAAUAUAAGCACCACCUAAAAGAACACUUGCGUAUUCACAGCGGGGAGAAGCCAUAUGAAUGCCCAAACUGUAAAAAGCGAUUUUCCCACUCCGGCUCCUACAGCUCCCACAUCAGUAGCAAAAAGUGCAUUGGGGUCAUGCCAGUGAAUGGCAGACCCCGGCCAGGUGUCAAGACGUCUCAGUGUCCUUCCCCAUCACUGUCCUCAUCGCCAAGUGCCCCUUCCAGAACUCAGCUUCGCGAGAAGAUAGAUAACAGCAAGCCGUUGCAAGAACAGCUUCCUCUAAACCAAAUCAAAACUGAACCUGUGGAUUUUGAGUACAAGCCUAUUGUGGUGUCCGGAAUCAAUUGUGCCGCCCCUCUGCAAAAUGGAGUGUUUAACGGCGGCUCCUCGCUUCAGGCCACCGCGUCGUCUCAGGGCGUGGUGCAGGCGGUGGUUUUGCCAACUGUUGGUUUGGUCUCCCCCAUCAGCAUCAACCUAAGCGACAUUCAGAAUGUUCUCAAAGUAGCAGUCCUCGAGAACGCGCACGCCAAUUCGUCCAAAGAACAAGGAACAAUCGGCUCGGCCACAGUCCAGCAGGGUUCUCAUUCAGUUAUAUCUGCUUUUAGUCUUCCUCUGGUUGACCAAGAUGGAACAACCAAAAUCAUCAUUAAUUAUAGUCUAGAGCAACCCAGCCAAGUUCAGGUACUGCCUCUGAGCCCAAAAAAGGAGAUUCCUGGGAAUACCGAAAUCUGCAAAACUGAAAAGCUGCCGGAAGACCUCACCGUGAAGACGGAGAAAAGCAAAAGUCCAGCGGCCGAAAAUGGCAGCGGCACGUGUUUACUGUGCGACGACUGCCCGAGCGCUUUGAAUGGACUUCAAGAGCCUAAGCACUGCAACUCGAAAUGCAACAGUGGUGCUCAGACCCCUCAGCUGAACGGAACGGACUCGGAGAAAUGUGACUCUGCCGUUUCGUCUCUGCCGCCCGAUGCAAAUGUCUUUCCAGGUCAGCCCCCUCUGAAGAACCUCCUGUCACUCCUGAAGGCGUAUUAUGCCUUAAAUGCACAGCCAACUACGGAGGAACUCUCCAAGAUUUCCGACUCGGUGAACUUACCGCUCGACGUUGUAAAGAAAUGGUUUGAGAAGAUGCAGAGCGGGCAGAUUUCCAUGGAGACUUCAAGUCCGCCGUCUGAAAAGGAGGUCCUCGGCCCCGAGUGCGAUCAAGCGAAAACGGUCUCUCUUCCAGCAGGGGAAUCACAGGAAGGCACCCAGGUGGCCCAGGGCCCGGUCCUAUUGACUACAUCCCAGGUGAUUUCUAUAAGGCCUUUAAACGUGAAGGUCAACGGCUCUAGCAGCACCACUCCUCCUCCGUUACCACUAAAUUUAUCUUCGUCCAGGCCUGUUGCAGUGAAAACAGAAGAGGACUCGGAACAGGAUGCCCAGGCAGAGCCCCUUGAUCUUUCACUACCAAAGCAACCCAGAGAGAACGCGGACCGAGCCACCAGUACCAGUGUUUACCAGAACAGUGUUUACUCCGUUCAGGAAGAACCCUUGAAUUUAACUUGCACAAAGAAGGAGCAGCCUGUAAGCGACAGUAUUACUACAAACCCAAAUCCUAUUUAUGUUAGUUCCUCAAGUGCCAAUCCUAUUAACAUUGCCAUCCCCACUGUCACCACUCAGCUCCCGACUAUUGUGGCCAUUACUGACAAGAACAGCGUUCCUUGUCUGAGGGCUCUGGCUACCAACAAAUCGACCAUCCUUAUCCCGCAGGUGACGUACACGUACUCAACGAUGGCCAGCAGCCCAGCCGGAUGUGAAGCUCAACAGAAAGCAGUGCAGACGAAUGGAAACCAGGAUGAAAGACAGGACACGAGUUCGGAGGGAGUGUCGACCGUAGAAGAUCAGAAUGACUUGGACUCCACUCCUCCGAGGAAGAAGAUGAGGAAGACAGAAAACGGAAUGUAUGCAUGUGACUUGUGUGAUAAAAUAUUCCAGAAAAGCAGCUCCCUGUUGAGACACAAGUACGAACACACCGGUAAGAGGCCCCAUGAGUGUGGGAUAUGCAACAAGGCUUUCAAACACAAGCACCACUUGAUUGAACACAUGCGACUGCACUCUGGCGAGAAGCCAUACCAGUGCGACAAGUGCGGCAAGCGGUUCUCACACUCCGGCUCCUACUCGCAGCACAUGAACCAUCGAUACUCCUACUGCAAAAGGGAAGCCGAGGAGCGGGAGGGUCCCGAGCAGCACGAGGAAGAGGAAGACGAGGCAGAAGGAGAGAACGGCGUCACGGAGGAGAUCCAACUGUCUGAAAGCCGGGCUGCCUCUCCUCCUUCACACAUGGACUCUGAUGACAGAGAGAGCAGCACCCGGGAAGACGAGGAGAGCGAGAAGGAGGACGAGGAGGAUGAGGAAGAGGAGACGGAGGUGAAAGCGGAAUGCACGGAAAGUCAGGCACAGGAAGAAGAAGAAGAAGAGGAGGAGGAGGUGGAGGAGAAGAAGAAGGUAGUGGAGCAGCAGGGAGCAGAGAAAGAGGAGGAGGAGGAAAGUGCAAAGGAAGCGGCGGCCAUCAAAAACCCAAGCCAAGAUUCGGAGGAUCAGCAGCAGCCUCCUGAAGGCAGCAGCGUUAAGGAAAUAUGAAGUCGAAUGGAUUUUUAUUUUUCUAAAAAUGAAAAAGAGAAAAAAAAAAAAAGAAGAAGAAGAAGAAAUACAAAACCACAGUUUGCUCUAUACAAUUUUAAAUUUUAUUAUUGAAAACACAGUAGCGUAGAUGCUGUGUUUCUGUUCACUACUGUGUUUAAAAUCCAGGUGUGCCUGAACCUCGAAAACUAGUAACUUUUCCACAUGAAAAUUUUCAGUGUUAGAAAAUUAAGUUUGUAAAAAUGCAGGAAGUUUAACAAAAAAAAACAAAAAAAAAAUGCAUAUACUGACUUUGAACGCUAGGUUUAACAGGUUUUAGAUAAACGUUUUGUUACGAUGACAUCCUGGAUCAUUUACUUUGUCAGUGUUACUAAUUUCUUCACUCAUGUUAUAAUCUUUUAAGCUGUACAGUUGGGAGAGAUUUCUAUACCUUUUUAUUGCCAAUGAAUUUGCUAAAUCAGUAUUUUAUUAAGUUGAAAGAGAAGAACCUCUGCACUACAGUAUUCCUGGUUUACCUAAGCAUGUAACAUGCUUCAGUGUUACCCUUCAGUAUUACGGCACUAGCGUUUAGAUGUUGAACCAUUAGCCGAUGAUGUUAGCAUAGCAUUUGUUUAAAGUGAAUAAUAGUUAGCCUUAACUGAGCAAGUCCUAGGGAUCUACGUAGACGUUUGGGUCGGAGAAAUUAAAUCAGUCGACGACUGUUGUCAUUGCGACAAUUUCCAAGCAGGGAACAGAAUUUCAAAGCCAGUGUUGAAUCGUUUUGUCUCGUCGUUGGCUCUUUGUUUUCUUAAGAUUGUUACGUUUCAUUUUGCCGUCAGUGUUAGAAAGUCCUCUAUCUCGUGCAAGCCACAAGGUAGUCAACGCCGUCAAAGAGGUUUUCCGUACAAUCGGCCUCUUUAAAUGAAGUUUAAAUUAAAAAAAAAAAAAGAAGAA